CUCCCUGAUCUCUCUCUCUCUCUCUCUGCUUCUCUCUCUCUUUCUGUGUCUCUUUGUCUCACUCUAUCUCACUCUGCCAUUCCCCCACAGUGCACCACUUAAACAAAUUACUCUCUAUCUCUGCGAGUGAGCUCUGCAGGGUCAGGCGUGUCGCUGUGUGGAAGUCUCUUGGAUAUACCGCUUCAAAAUGAGAAGGGAGAGCAGGUUAAUUUGGUGGAUCUGGUGGAUUUUGGUUGUGACAGCUUUGUUCUUGCUGGGCUUCAUCAUAGGCUGGUUUGCAAAGCCCACACAUUCAAACACUGAAAAUAACAGUGCUUCCAACAAGUAUCUGAGGGAGUUUCUGGAUGAAAUGCAGCCAGACCAGAUCAGAGAGCAUCUCAGGAAAUUUACAGAACUCCCCCACCUGGCUGGUACAGAGCAGAACCUGAGAUACGCAGAGCAGAUCAAGAAAGAGUGGCUGGAGUUUGGACUGGACUCAGUGGAGAUGGUGCCCUACGAUGUCCUGUUGUCCUAUCCCAACAAAUCACAGCCGAAUUACAUCUCAAUCGUUGAUCAGCUUGGCAAUGAGGUGUUUAACACUUCCUUGGCUGAGCCAGUUCCAGAGGGUUAUGAAGAUGUGUCUAACAUUGUGCCCCCAUACAGUGCCUUCUCUGCCAAAGGACAGCCUGAGGGGGAUUUGGUGUACGUGAAUUAUGGUCGUACAGAAGACUUUCUUCAGUUACAGAGGGAGAUGAAUAUCAGUGUCACUGGGAAGAUUGUCAUUGUCAGAUAUGGGAAAAUAUUCAGAGGCAAUAAGGUGAAGAAUGCUAUGUUAGCCGGAGCAAAGGGGAUCAUUAUGUUCUCAGACCCAGCAGAUUACUGGGCUGCUGAUGUCCAGCCUUACCCUGAUGGCUGGAACCUACCCGGUGGAGGAGCUCAAAGAGGAAAUGUCCUCAACCUGAAUGGAGCAGGAGAUCCUCUCACACCAGGGUACCCCGCUAAAGAAUAUACCUACAGAUUCAGCCUUGAGGAUGGAGUAGGACUUCCCAAGAUACCUGUGCAUCCAAUUGGCUUCCAUGAUGCAGUAAACCUGCUGAAGAACAUGGGAGGACAGAUCCCACCAAACAACUGGAAAGGAGCUCUGAAUGUCUCCUACAGGACUGGUCCAGGCUUUGCAGAUGACUUCAAGAGCCAGAAGGUGCGUAUGAACAUCCACACUGACAACCAGGUAACCAGGAUCUACAACGUCAUUGGCAGGAUCAGAGGAGCUCUAGAGCCAGACAGGUAUGUGAUUCUAGGAGGGCACCGGGAUGCCUGGGUGUUUGGAGGAAUUGAUCCCAUGUCUGGUGCUGCAGUGGUCCAUGAAACUGUCAGGAGUGCUGGCAAGUUGCUCACUAAAGGUUGGAGGCCUAGGAGGACAAUAAUAUUUGCCAGCUGGGAUGCAGAGGAGUUUGGACUGCUGGGAUCUACAGAAUGGGCUGAGGAUAACGCCAAGCUGCUGCAGGAGAGAGCUGUGGCCUACAUCAAUGCUGACUCUGCCAUUGAGGGCAUGUACACACUGAGGGUUGACUGCACUCCAUCUCUACACACUUUGGUGUAUGACCUCACUAAGCAGAUAGCCAGUCCAGAAGAAGGAGAGGAGGGAGUUUCUCUGUACGAGAGUUGGCAUAAGAGAGACAACUGGACAAAUGACCGUGAUGCACCAAGGAUCAGUAAACUCGGGUCAGGCAGUGAUUUCGAGGCCUAUUUUAUCCGUCUGGGAAUUGCUGCAGGCAGAGCAAGAUACACCAAGAACAAGGCAUGUAAUAUUUGCUCCCAGCAGCCAUAAUAAAUAUGCAGGAGAGUCUUUCCCCGGUAUCUAUGAUGCAUUGUUUGACAUCCAGAACUCAGCUGACCCAAAGAAUGCCUGGGAGGAAGUGAAGCGUCAAAUCAGCAUCGCAGCAUUCACCGUUCAUGCUGCCGCCAUGACCCUAACACCACCUGCAUGAAGCACAUACAAACAGUCAGCCACGUGACUGAGCUGACUAUUGAAGAUUUUAACACCAGAAUGUGAAGAGAGGGAAUACACCACCUGCAACAUGCACAGAAAAGAACGAUCCCUGUUUUCUGAACCAGCCUGUGGGAAGAAUGAAUCUGAAGUUAGAAAACUGUUUUUUGUUAUGUUGCAACAGUAAAGGAAUAAUUUAUGUUUUUAACAUUUUCUUGUCUGUUUUCUU
This is a messenger RNA of Morone saxatilis (striped sea-bass), 2195 nucleotides long. It is a transcript of the gene naalad2, whose product is annotated as N-acetylated alpha-linked acidic dipeptidase 2. The record is from RefSeq and is a predicted model, not a curated record. Gene Ontology annotation, molecular function: carboxypeptidase activity. Lineage: Eukaryota; Metazoa; Chordata; Actinopteri; Moronidae.